Molecule: messenger RNA, 3646 nt
Organism: Thunnus maccoyii (southern bluefin tuna)
Lineage: Eukaryota; Metazoa; Chordata; Actinopteri; Scombriformes; Scombridae
Gene: il20ra
Product: interleukin 20 receptor, alpha
Exons: 7
Coding region: 538-2616 (692 amino acids)
Molecular function (GO): protein binding
Source: RefSeq, a predicted model, not a curated record
UUUUUAUACUUUGCAUUUACGCUGCUGAUGUGUUUUUACUUGAGUACAAUUAUCAAUGCUUUGCUUGCAUUUAAGUAUUUUUACACAAUGGUAGUGGUAGUUUUACUUCCCAAAGUACUCCUUCCACUGCUUAAUAAUAAGCUAGUAGUUAAACAAUACUGUGUAUUGUUGCUCUCCUUAUUCUUCCCCUUCCCCGCGCGCACGCACAUGGGCACACCUGUAAUGUGCACAAACAAGUAAGGUCGCAUUCCUUCCUCAUUCACGGAAAUCUUCGCAAGGUGUUCUUUAACUUUCAUUAUGAAUCAUAGCGGGUUUACUGGUUGGCUGUCACCUAUACCCCUCCUUUCGGACUAAAACCUCCACUUUUGAAUUUCCUCCUUGAAUAUUUGUUUUUGUGUCUGAUUUUUUAUACUCGUGUGGAGAAUCAGAUCAGCGUUGUGCCGUGUGACAAGUGUGUAGUCGGAGUGGAGGAGCUGAGAAGCCGUCGAAGGUCGAAUAUGUAGGUCUUUCUUGUGAAAACGUGAAACCGUCCAUGAAAUGUGGACAGUUUUCAUUUUUCUGAUUCUCGAGGCUCUGUACUGUAAAGUCUCCUCAUCUCCUCCCAGCCCCGUCAAUGUCACCUUCUCUUCUGUGAAUCUGUGGAACGUGGUGCAUUGGAUCCCAGGACAUGGCACACCGGAUGACACACACUUCACGGUGCAGUAUGCCAUCUACGGGGACAGAGUUGAGGGAAGCAAAGGAAGACGGGUGAACUGGAGGGCCGUGCAGCACUGUACAGAAAUAGUGCGGAGCUGGUGUGAUCUGUCCAAUGAGACGUCGGACCUGGAGCAGGGGUACCAUGCCAAGGUUCGUGCUGUGGGCAGGAGAGCAUCGUCCAAAUGGGUUAUCACACGGAGAUUCGAUCCAAAGUCAGACACUACUUUUGGGCCUCCGUUCCUUUCUGUGGAAAUAGAGAACAACAGUGCCAUCAUAAGUCUGAAGGGACCAAUGAAAUAUCUGCCCACCAACCAAACCCCGGGGAUUUCCAUGGCAACACUCUACCCCCAUAUGACCUACUACCUCUACAUCCACAAUACACGUCGUGACCAGAUGCACCAUAUCCCAGUGGUCUCCAGUCCGUAUAAAUAUCACCUGAUGGAGUACGAUACCAAGUACUGCUUCUCUGCAAAAUCAAGAUUCCUCUCCAUGCCUGUCGAGUGCCAAUCCUCAGCGUGGCACUGCAUAACUAUGCCUCGAGAUCCUGUGAUUGGACAGCUGCAGAGGGUGGUUGUGGGUAUCGUUGUAUCAUCUGCGUGCAUGUGUAUGCUUUUGGUGGUUGGCUACCUUCUCUAUCAUUACCUGACGGGAAAAGGACAGAAGAGCCCAUAUAUCUUGCUAAAGAUCCAUCUUUUCAUACCACACUCGUUCCCCUGUGACCUCCAGGACACACCUUCAUUCCACUCUGCCCCUCUGACCUUCCCCCCUGAGAAACCUAACCUCAUCCUCAUCACUGUCAUGAAAGAUGAGCUAUCAUCAGUCACCGACAGCAUCAUCUCAAAGCCUGCAUGCCCCAAUAAGCUGCAGUUACACAUUGCAGAUCCCCCGCCAAUUUACACCCCCCAGAGGUCUGAAACACCCCCAGAGCCUGAGGACCUCUUGGAUGAUUUGUCUGUUGACUACGGAGUUGUUGGCAUAGCUGAGACCACUGAUGGAGGAGAAGGGAAAGGAGGAUAUUGGAGGCAAGACGGAGAAAAAGAUGGGAAUAAUCUGAGAGGUGAACGCCAGAAAUGUGUAGCACGAGACCGCAACAACAAGAAAGAGUGGAGGAUUGAGGAUGAUUGCCCCGCUGGAGGUUAUGCUUCUCAGACAGCGUUCCCAAAGAAGUCAACCCACGCACACGUACACCUGCAGACACACACACAGACAGAGAGGAGCACACUUGUGCAAGCGCAUGCAUGGUCCGAGGUAAAUCCAGUGUUACUGACCCAAACUCAGGCAUCAUUACAGUCUUUUCAGGGAACAAGCAAGAGUGAGGUGGACAGAGAGAGGGAGGAUAGAGAGCGUUCAGGUUUAUUUGUGAACAAAAACCCACAAACUGGCUUCUUCCACAUCCCUUUAAAUCUGUCAACAAAGUGGGAGGGAGGGAUGGAAGGAAGAACAGACAGGAAGAUAGAUGAAGGUGUGGGGGAAGGAAGUGAGAGUGAGAACGUACCCCUCCUUUGUGCUUAUGCCUCUCAAAACAUCAAACCCAUGCCCACCCCCUACACUGGCCAAUCACAUUUCUUAUCAGAUGACCACAAUGUUCUGAGACUGGCAUCAGCACAGGAGGAGGAGGAGGAGGAGGAAGGAGCUAUUUGUGUUAACUGGAAUCCUGAAACUAGGAAAUUAGUGUUGCCAAAGAUGGAGAUCAACAAGGAGGGAGGUUUAGAUGGGUUACUGCAGGGAGAGAGAGGAAGAGAGGACAGGAUGGGAGGUGAGGAGGAGGUGAAGACGAUGAAGGGCGACUUGAGGUUGGAGAGUGUGUUUGUCAGACAAGCAUCUGAGGAGGAGGCAGAGGCACAGAGAGGGAUGGAAACAGCAUGGGAGGCGGACGAUAUUAUGACUAAAUGGAACUUAGUGAUCUCAAUGGAUCAGUAGAUGAUAUUGAUCAAGACAUUUAACACAUUAUGACAAAAAAAUAGCUUUUUGUCUGCACUUAUCCACAAAAAUCAUGAAAAUAACAAUACAAAAUCACGACUGAUCAUGAAUCAGUCUCUUCAGAAUACACAUAUUAUGAAAUUGAAGUCUUAGGAGCACUUAGUACUGUCGUAGGUUUACUUUUAUACCUCUGAAUGUUGCUUACUGUGAAUUAUCUGAUCAUCAAAUUACAAUCAAUGUGAAUCACACACAUACACAAUCACACAUUGUCAUCCUUUGGGAUGUAGUGCAUUAAUCAGCAUAUUCUGCAUUUAUUUGUGCUUGAUAUGAAAUUAAAGUUCCUCUGAGUGAUUAGUUUCAUUUUAUAGCAGAAUAUUUCCUAUUUCUCAUCAUGAGGGUGCAGUCUGACAGGAUGUUAGCACUACACCUUAAGUUUGUUUAAUGACAAUGAAAACAAUGUUAAUGUAAUGUCCUGUACGUCAUAGUCACCACCAUAUCACAUCAUAGAGAUUAACUCAACAAAGCACUAACAGACUAUUCAGGACUUGUGUCUGGCACAUGUUUGUUCAAAACUAUAAUCAAAAUACCAAAUUAUGAUUUUUUUUUGUUUUUUUUGUGGACACAUUUGAAUUUUUUUGUGAUUUGAAGCUGUUCCGGUGGCACAUAAGCACAAUCAAUUAUUUUGAUGUUUUCUUUUACUUUAUGACUACAAUGUCAACAUAGUGUUCAUAGAUAUGACCACAUAUCUGUGUUUGCUUGACACCUUUGUCCAAUAGUAGCAGUUGUGGGUAGUUUUGGUUUUGUUUUAACAUCACUUUGGAUAAAACACUGCUACAGUAUAUUACAUGUUAUAUGUUGAAGAACUGCAGUUCAAUCAAUACAUUCAAGGCCAAAUUAAAAAACCUGCUAAAGACCAAUCAACUCUGUGACCACUGAGUCUAAACUUAAUCUAAGGUCUUCUCGUUAGUGCAGGUAGUCUUGUAGGAGGUAGUUUGUAGGUAGGUAGUUUACAUUAUUAAUUUCUAAUUGA